This is a messenger RNA of Sebastes umbrosus (honeycomb rockfish), 2295 nucleotides long. Its product is annotated as zinc finger protein ZFMSA12A. NCBI's taxonomy places the organism in Eukaryota, Metazoa, Chordata, Actinopteri, Perciformes, Sebastidae. Gene Ontology annotation, molecular function: RNA polymerase II cis-regulatory region sequence-specific DNA binding; DNA-binding transcription factor activity, RNA polymerase II-specific. The record is from RefSeq and is a predicted model, not a curated record. The transcript is spliced from 7 exons. Bases 191 to 2224 code for a protein of 677 amino acids. Gene Ontology annotation, biological process: regulation of transcription by RNA polymerase II.
UGUCAACCGAAAUACACAACACGAAGAAGAAGAGUCAGGAAGUGGUGUUCAUCUGAAGCAGCAUCGAGGUGCUGGAUCAGCUAGAAGCUCAUCUUCACAGCUAGUUUCUGCAGGAGGAAGAGUGUUUUUAGGUUUUUUAAUAGGAAACAUUCCUCAGUGUUGAACUGUCGUAGCUCUUCGGGGGAAUAAAAUGGAGGGUCCUCUGCCCCUGUCCUCGCUGAGGCUCCUGGUUCCACCUCUGCGGGUGAUGACGGCGGUGAUGUGGAAGGUGGUUCGUCUGAGGAACAUCAUGCAUUAUGGGAAAGUGGAGGAGUUUGUGUCCUUGGUAACUGAAGCUGUCCCUGACAUCUUGACAGACAGACAGAUGAGACUGCUCACUCUGGGCUUAAGAGCAAAGAUGACGUUACAGAUGUUAAGUUCUGAAGAGUCAGAGGAUCUCAGAGGUGUUAAAACACGUUUGAACAGCCUCCUGCCAUCUAGCUCAAAACAGGUUCAUCCAGGAAAUGAAGCUCUUGAAGCCAACUUUGUCAGGCUUGUUCAAAGACUCCUGGAGGACCCAAAAGGGAGAGAGCACUUCCUCAAGAAUGUGUUUCCUGUGGAGUACGGGCCUGACUUUGAUACGGCUCUGGAGACACUGGUUUGUGAGUUCUUCACCAGACUGGAAGAGUUGCUGUUCAUACCAGACUUUAAGCAGACUGCAGUGUGGAUCAGGGAUACACCCUCUGUGUUAGAAGAGUACAUGCAGUGUGUAUCCAAAGCAGAUGACCUUAAAGUACUGCUCAGAAGUAAAGCCCACUGUGGUAAAAUACCAAUGAUGGAUACCAAUGUGCCCUCUCCCUCAGAGCAGCGGCUCUUAACAUCAUUAUCUCUCCCUCCUUCACUUAGAGAAACCAACACCAAAGAUGUAGAAUCUAACACACAAACAUUUCAAAACCAAAGAGAAUCUGAGGGGAUUUCUCCCCAGGACGCAGGAGAUAUAGGGGUUCAGGAUGCAAGAUGGCCAUCUGAGGAGGAAUCAAACAUUUUGGACAGCAGCAGUGCAGAACAAACAACAGGAGGGAAAUGCAGUGACAGCGUUCCUGAUGUUCACGUUGUGGAGGAGUAUGAUGACGGAGCUUCAGACACCUGCCGAGCUCCCUCUACAUCUACUGAGAGUCCUGUAUUGUCCAGCUCCAUAAUAGGCCCUCAACGGCAGAGAGUUGCACACAAAUGCAGUCAGUGUGGAAAGUGCUACAUUUACCGAUAUGAACUCCUGGAGCAUCAGAGGCUGCACACUGGAGAAAACCCUUACAAGUGCUCUCAGUGCGGAAAGGCCUUUAGGAGGAGCUCUGACAUGUCAUCUCACAGGCGGACACAGUGCACAAAAGCAGCUUAUGUUUGCAUAAAAUGCGGGAAUAGCUUUCAAUCAGUACAGGACAAAUUAAGACACCAGUGUGUUCAUAGUGUUGGUUUGAAGUUUGACUGUUCUCAGUGCGGAAAAAGCUUUAAGAAAAUGCACUUGCUGGGUAAGCAUGAGCUGACUCACACCCAAAACCGCAUCUUCACGUGCAGACAGUGUGGAAAAGUGUUCCCCAGUAUGACUGAGCUGAGAUCCCACCAGAAGAUUCAUCCUUCCGAGCUGUCCAAUCAGUGCAAGCAGUGUGGGAAAUUUUUCCGCUCUGCUGCCUGUUUGACAGCCCACGAGCUGCGUCACAGGCAACAGAGAACACAGAUCUGUGUUCAUUGUGCCAAAGCUUUCAAAAACAAACAUGACCUGAAUCUUCACAUGCGCAGUCACACAGGCGAGAGGCCGUUUCAGUGCACAUACUGUGGGAAACGUUUCUCUGUGUCAGGAAACCUGAACAUACACAUAAGGAUCCAUACUGGAGAGAAACCGUAUCUGUGCUCUGACUGCGGCAAAGGUUUUGUUUCAGCCGGCGAGCUGCAGAUACACAGACGCACGCACACAGGGGAAAGGCCAUAUAAGUGCACUGUAUGUGGGAGGGGAUUCACCAUGGCGAGCAAAGUGACACUUCAUAUGCGCGUUCACACCGGAGAGCGCCCUUACAUCUGUUCUGAAUGUGGGAAAGGUUUUUCACGUGGCAGCGAAUUGAAAAAACAUACCAUGAAGCAUACAGGGGUGCGACCCCAUGCUUGUCAGCUGUGUGCAAAGACUUACACAUGCCUCAAUCACCUGAAGAGACACUUGAAAACUCACAGCGUAGUGCAAAACCAGACUGUCUAAUUCCAUUAAUUACCAUUUUAGGAUAGAUAGGGAUCCACUGUGUAGUUAAUAAAAAAUAAUCACACAAACAU